AUGGCAGUGGAGGCGAUCUCUCCUGACUGGGAAUUCGACCGAUUUGAUGAUGGAUCUCAGAAAAUUCACACAGAAGUGCAGCUAAAAAACUACAACAAGUUCUUGGAGGGCUACACAUCUCAACUGAAAGCCUUUGAGGAAGCUCUUGAUGACUCCAUUGGAGAUGUUUGGGACUUUACCCUGGAUCCAAUAGCUUUGAAUCUUUUACCUUAUGAGCAGUCCUCUGUUUUAGAGCUGAUCAAAACAGAAAAUAAGGUUCUCAAUAAAGUCAUUACAGUAUAUGCAGCUCUCUGCAGUGAAGUUAAGAACCUGAAAUAUGAGGCUGAGACAAAGUUUUACAAUGGCUUGUUGUACUAUGGUGAAGGAGUUUCAGACACGAGUGUGGUGGAGGGAGAGUGUCAGGUUCAAAUGGGGCGCUUCAUCUCUUUUUUGCAGGAGCUGUCCUGCUUUGUCUCACGUUGCUUUGAAGUCGUGGUUAACCUGGUUCACCAGCUGGCUGCACUCUACAAUAACAACAGAGCUGCCACAAAAAUAAUUGAGUCAAGUGGAGUGCAUUUUCAGACGGUGUAUGAGCACCUGGGUGAACUUCUGGUGAUACUGAUCACCUUGGAUGAGAUAAUGGAGAACCACGGCACUUUGAAAGACCACUGGAAGAUGUAUAAAAGAUUACUUAAAUCUGUUCACCACAACCCGUCUAAAUUUGCAAUUCCUGAGGAGAAACUGAAGCCAUUCGAGAAGCUUUUGCUGAAGCUUGAAGGCCAGCUGCUGGACAGCAUGAUCUUUCAGGCUUGUGUAGAUCAGAGAUUUGACAAUCCUGGGGAAGGUGUGUCAGUCUCCAAAAACAGCGCCUUUGCUGAGGAGUUUGCUCACAACAUUCGCACCAUCUUUGCCAAUGUGGAGUCAAAACUCGGUGAGCCCUCAGAGAUUGACCAGAGGGAUAGAUAUGCAGGAAUAUGUGGCCUUUUUGUCCUGCAUUUCCACAUUUUCCGAACGGUUGAUAAGAAGCUCUACAAAUCACUUUUGGAUGUGUGUAAAAAGGUUCCUGCAGUUACGCUGACUGCAAACAUUAUCUGGUUUUCUGACACGUUUUUGGUUAAUAAAGUCCAAGCAGCAGCCAAAUUGAUGGAUAAGAAAAGUCUUCAGGCUAUUCGUACCAGCAGAGAUACAUUCUUACAACAAAAGGCCCAAGUGCUAACCAAAGACGUACAGUCUUAUUAUGUGUUUGUCACCUCGUGGAUGAUGAAGAUGGAGGCUAUCUUAUCUAAAGACCAGAAAUCUGACAAACUUUCAGAAGACUUGAGCAACAGGUGCAAUGUCUUUCUGCAGGGAAUCCUGUAUGCAUACAGCAUUAGUAUCAACAUAAAAACCACCAUGAACUUGUACAUGUCAAUGCAGAAGCCAAUGACAAAGACCUCUGUGAAGGCCCUGUGUCGUCUGGUGGAACUACUUAAGGCAAUAGAACACACAUUUCACCGCCGGUCUCUAGUGGUGGCAGACUCUGUUUCUCAUAUCACUCAGCAGCUGCAGUCACAGGCUCUGACCGCUAUUGCUACAGCCAAGAAAAGGGUGAUCUCUGAUAAGAAGUACAGUGAGCAGAGACUGGAUGUGCUUUCUGCUUUGGUACUGGCUGAGAACACUCUGAACGGUCCGAGCACCAAAGAAAGAAGACUGGUGGUGUCGCUAGCGCUUAGCGUGGGUACUCAAAUGAAAACAUUCAAAGAUGAGGAGCUUCUGCCUUUACAACUUCUCCUAAAGAAACUGGACCUGAUCAGUGAAUUAAAAGAGAGGGUUAAAUUACAGUGUGACUGCAGCUUUCUCUACUGGCACCGUGCAGUCUUUCCUAUUUACCUGGAUGAUGUAUAUGAUAAUGCUGUGGAUGCAGCUAGGAUUCAUUACAUGUUUAGUGCUCUCAGAGAUAGCGUUCCCACCAUGCUGUACACCAAACACCUGGAAUCCUGCGAGCAGCUGCUAGAGUGCUAUGACAAGGAAAUCAUGGAGGUCUUCAAUGAGCAUUUGUUGGACAAGCUGUGUAAGGAGAUAGAAAAAGACCUUCGGCUCUCAGUCCACACCCAUCUCAAGCUGGACGACCGAAACCCUUUCAAAGUGGGCAUGAAGGACCUGGCUCACUUCUUUUUCCUCAAGCCCAUCCGUUUCUUUAACCGCUUCGUUGACAUCAAAGCAUAUGUAACUCACUACCUAGACAGAACAUUCUACAACCUGACUACAGUGGCUCUCCAUGACUGGGCCACCUACAGUGAGAUGAGGAACUUAGCCACACAGCGAUAUGGCCUGGUCAUGACUGAGGCUCAUCUUCCUAGUCAGACCCUGGAACAGGGACUGGAUGUGUUAGAAAUCAUGAGAAACAUCCAUGUUUUUGUCUCACGUUACCUUUACAACUUAAACAACCAGAUCUUCAUUGAGAAGACGAGCAACAACAAGCACUUGAACACCAUAAAUAUUCGGCACAUUGCUAAUUCAAUUCGCACCCAUGGGACCGGCAUCAUGAAUACAACAGUCAACUUUACCUAUCAGUUCCUCCGUAAGAAGUUCUACAUCUUCAGCCAGUUUAUGUAUGAUGAGCACAUCAAAUCCAGGCUAAUCAAAGACAUUCGCUUCUUCAGAGAAACCAAAGACCAAUCAGAUCAAAAGUACCCCUUUGAGAGGGCAGAAAAGUUCAAUCGGGGUAUCAGGAAACUAGGCAUCACUCCAGAUGGCCAAAGCUACCUUGAUCAGUUUAGACAACUCAUCAGCCAGAUUGGUAAUGCAAUGGGGUAUGUACGGAUGAUCCGCUCUGGAGGUCUUCACUGCUGCAGUAGUGCCAUUAGGUUUGUUCCAGAUCUGGAGGAUAUUGUAAACUUUGAAGAGCUGGUAAAGGAGGAGGGCCUUUCUGAGGAGACCCAGAAAGCAGCCAGACACCUAGACAGUGUGCUGAGUGACCUGACCAGUAACUCUGCUGAGGGAACUGAAUAUUUCAAGAUGCUGGUGGGAGUGUUUGCUCCGGAGUUUCGCAGCAUGAAGAAUAUGCAUUUAAGGAACUUUUACAUGAUUGUUCCUCCUCUGACUGUAAAUUUUGUGGAGCAUUCCAUUAGCUGCAAGGAGAAGCUGAACAAAAAGAACAAAAGUGGAGCAGCAUUCACAGAUGAUGGUUUUGCCAUGGGUGUUGCCUACAUCUUGAAGCUGUUGGACCAGUAUCAGGAGUUUGACUCAUUGCAUUGGUUCCAGGCAGUUCGAGAGAAGUACAAGAACGAAAUGAGCGCAGUGAUAAAAGAGCAGAAUGUUCAGGCAACUAACCAAGAUGAGAAGCUCAUGCAGACUAUGAACUUAACUCAGAAGAGAUUGGACAUCUAUCUUCAGGAGUUUGAGCUGCUGUACUUUUCACUGAGCAGUGCACGGAUCUUCUUUAGGGCCGAUAAGACUGCCGCAGAGGAAACCCAGGAGAAGAAGGAGACGGAAGAUGUAGCUAAAGUGGAUGAUGCUUCCUCUGAAACAGCUGCCACCUCUGAAUCCUGUGCCAAAUAAAGAAGAGCUUUCAAUACACAUUUUGGUUUCAAGUACUGAGAACUAAACAACACACUCUGAAAGAUGGUACAGUGCCAUACUUUGGAUGGUGACCAAGCCUGGAAUUGCACGACAGAUAAACACCCUCUAUUUGUUGACCAUGAUGAUGCACUAAUUUUAGUGGACUGUGAUUAUGACAUGUUGUCUGUUUAUAGAAAGUAUUACCCCUUAUAUCAACUGUUAUUAUUAUUCAUGUUUGUCAGCUGUAUUGGUUUCAUUCAGACAGACACUUUUUAGAUUUAAAGUGCUCCUGAAUUCCUAAGAGUGAUUUUUAAAUGGUUUAUUCAAAUUGUUAAGUUUGGAAUUUGGGUCUUAAAGUGGUUUGUAAAAAAAUUAAUAAAUAAAUGAAGUACAUGUCUGAAUAGCUAAGUAUGCAAGGAAGUAUCUUGUAAAGUCCUAAACGUAAUAUUAUUUCUGUUAUCUGCAGUUCUUCUAACCUUUCACAUGCUUGCACCUAAAAAAUAUUUGCAAACACACAUGCCAGUUCCCCAAUCUCCCAUGCUCAGUUGGUACAGUGUAAUGUUACGCUAGCCCACCAUUGCUGAGAUUUGGUUUUAAAUCUCAGCUGAAGCCCUGUGAAGGACUAGCACCCAGUCUAGGGUUUUCCUGCCUUGCGCCCAGUGUUUCCUGGUGGAACUGGACCCGCCAAGACCCUGACCUGAAUUAAUUGAUUGGUUAAGAUAAAAAUAACUUAAAGAGAAGUAAACAGUAUGUGACAAAAUAAAAUCAUUUCCUGUGUCCUUACUCACCUCUUUACAUAAACCGAGGUGAGAUUCUGUUACCAAAACCCAAGUAUCUGACAAAUAGAAACAACUUAAUUAGCUGUUAGCUAUCUGGCCUGCUAACAUGUCUAAUGUUUGUGAGAGAUGCUAAAUCCUGAACUGCAUACUUUUUUUACAUAGUGUUCCAGUUCAAGUAUUGGCACCAUUACUCGUGCACUAAUUUGACAUACUAGUUAUAACAAUUAGUACAUGUUUGAAUAGAAAUGCAGCUAACAUACAGUUUGUUUUAUUUUAAUUGACUGUGUUUUUAAAUAAAUUGCAAUUUAUUAUGGCAAGUCAAAUUAACGCUAACACUAAAACCAGUGAAAUGGAAAUCAGGAGAACAUUUAAACAUUGCACAGUUAUGUGUAUCACUUAUGAAUAUUAAUGAGGGCAGAUGUUUCUAGCCUGUUUUAGAUGUUUCUUGGACAAUAAAAACAUAUAAUCAUUUCUUUUUAAUGCAUUAAAAUCACAGGUUUAGGGGUACUAGUAAGUUCAGGGGAAAUAGUAAAAAAUAAAUUAAUCUUUAAAAUGUA
This is a messenger RNA of Trichomycterus rosablanca, 4855 nucleotides long. RefSeq names its product WASH complex subunit 4 (gene washc4). Gene Ontology annotation, biological process: endosome organization; endosomal transport. Gene Ontology annotation, cellular component: WASH complex; endosome. Bases 1 to 3519 code for a protein of 1172 amino acids. The transcript has 33 exons. The record is from RefSeq and is a predicted model, not a curated record. Lineage: Eukaryota; Metazoa; Chordata; Actinopteri; Siluriformes; Trichomycteridae.